AUGGCUCCCAACCUCUUCAUCUGCCUGCGCACCCUCUGCUGCCCAACCUACUGGUUCCAGAAGGGCGAACGCAUCGACGGCAAUGUGAACCGUCAACAGCACUGGGAUAGCCCCGUCCCAGGAACCUACAAGUUCUUGCCAGGUCGGGGCUGGCAUCUUAUCCGACGUGAUGGAUACGAUGAAGACGAGAAAGUCCCUGCUGCUCUGGUUUACUGCCGCAUCCUUCACCGUUACCUGUUUGAAUCCGAGCUGAAUGAUCGCUGCCGCUGGUUUUCGGCUCCGCUGCACAAGGGUAGUCCUCCCGAGCAGCUUCGUUUCUUCCUACUUGACGACGGCGUCCACUGGGUCGCUGGCUGGGAUGCCAAAGGUCGGUUCAUUCCUGGACCUUAUCCCAAGUGGUACCUUGAUGACGAUGGAGAAACCAUGCGCCGUGGCGCCUCUCCUCCCACGAGUGCCAACGUGUCACGGUGCAGCAGUGUCAUCGCUGGCAAGUUCGAUUGA
Molecule: messenger RNA, 501 nt
Organism: Penicillium daleae
Lineage: Eukaryota; Fungi; Ascomycota; Eurotiomycetes; Eurotiales; Aspergillaceae
Exons: 1
Coding region: 1-501 (166 amino acids)
Source: RefSeq, a predicted model, not a curated record